Molecule: messenger RNA, 4855 nt
Organism: Oreochromis niloticus (Nile tilapia)
Lineage: Eukaryota; Metazoa; Chordata; Actinopteri; Cichliformes; Cichlidae
Gene: astn1
Product: astrotactin 1
Exons: 24
Coding region: 156-4142 (1328 amino acids)
Biological process (GO): neuron cell-cell adhesion; neuron migration
Cellular component (GO): membrane; endosome
Molecular function (GO): protein binding
Source: RefSeq, a predicted model, not a curated record
CGAGAAAGAAGAGGCGCUUGUUUCCGACACUGUGAGAGCCCGCCGGUGUAGCACGCCCCCCAUUCACUCUCUCUGGCGCUCUGUCAUCCGCCGGGUUGAGCGACUGAAGCUGCCUGGGAGAGAAACAGCGAGGAGGGGAGAGGAAACGGAGCGAUAUGGCGAGCAUCAACAUGGGGCCGAGACCGCUGCUGCUGCUGGAGCUGGCGUGGGCUCUCCUGGCCCUCCAAGCGGUUUACGUCCGAUGUCUUAACGGCGAUGAGGACCAGAGCCAGGACACCGAGUGCAAGAUGAAGAGCGUCACCGUGUCGGCGCUGCCGUUUUUAAGAGAAAACGACCUGAGCAUCAUGCACAGUCCCUCGGCCUCCGAGCCCAAGCUUCUGUUCUCUGUUAGAAACGAUUUUCCCGGGGACGUGGUGGUGGUGGACGACCUGGAAAACACUGAGCUCCCCUUUUUCGUCUUAGAAAUCUCUGGGAACUCGGAGGACAUCCCUCUAGUGCGCUGGAGGCAGCAGUGGCUGGAGAAUGGCACUCUACUCUUCCACAUCCAUCACCAAGACGGCAGCCUGAGCCUCCCAGAACCGACCGAGGAUCCAGCCAAUGUCUCUACGAAGGAGGAGCUCCGCAUCCUGCACAUCUCUGUGAUGGGCGGGAUGAUUGCCCUUCUGCUGUCCAUCCUCUGCCUGGUCCUGAUCCUCUACACUCGCAGGCGCUGGUGUAAACGCCGCCGCAUCCCUCAGCCCCAGAAGAGCGCGAGCGCCGAGGCGGCUAAUGAGAUCCACUACAUCCCAUCAGUGCUGAUGGGAGGCCAGGCACGCGAGAGCUUGAGGAACUCGCGGGGUCAGGGUCCAAACUCCAGCGGUACCCUCAGUAUCCGGGAGACACCGAUUUUGGAUGGGUACAAGCAGGGUUUGGAUGUGGGAUGGUAUGAGUAUGACAUUACCGACCUGCGUCACCAUCUGCAGCGGGAGUGCAUGAAUGGUGGGGAGGAAUUUGCCAGCCAAGUCACCCGUACCCUGGACUCGCUCCAGGGCUGUAAUGACAAGAAUAAUAUGGACCUCGCACCUGUGAGUGACAACACCAAGUUGGCGCUAAUGAACAAAUACAAGGACAACAUCAUUGCCACGAGUCCCAUCGAUAGCAACCACCAGCAGAACACCCUGCUUCCCCACAAUACCUCCACCAGCCAACGCAAACGUCUCUCCAGCAACACCCGUGCGGGUUCAACAUUCUUGAACCCAGACGGGGACUCUGGGACGGAGGCAGACAGCGAGCCUCAGCUGGCCUUUUACACCGACCCAAACCGCAGUCGCCGCCGGAGUCGAGGUAUGAGAAACGGUAAUGCCAACAGCGCGUGGGGCUCAGGGGCAGCAGGUUCCCCACGGAGCCCCAUCAAUAAGACCACCCUGACUCUGAUCAGUGUCAUCAGCUGCGUGAUUGGCCUGGUUUACUCCUCUCACCUCUCCUGCAGCCUCUCAGUCCGGGUAAUCUUACAUGUUCCGGAGCACCUCAUUGCUGAUGGGUCAAGGUUCAUUUUGCUCCAGGGGAGCCAGUUGGAUGCUUCAGACUGGCUCAACCCAGCCCAGAUCUUGUUGUACUAUCAGCAGAAUGCCAGCGGGCCCUGGGUCAAUGAGCUGUGUGGACGACGCCUCCUGGAUCCCUGCGAGCAUCAGUGUGACCCCGAGACAGGAGAGUGCCUUUGCUUAGACGGCUACAUGAAGGACCCGGUCCACAAGCACCUCUGCAUCCGCAGUGAGUGGGGGCCCAAUCAGGGUCCCUGGCCUUACACCAUCUUCCAGCGCGGUUUUGAUCUUGUGAUGGGAGAACAACCCUCUGAUCGCAUUUUCAGAUUCACGUACACCCUAGGAGAAGGAAUGUGGCUGCCAUUAAGUAAAAGCUUUGUCAUCCCCCCUGCUGAGCUCGCCAUCAACCCAUCAGCCAAAUGCAAGACAGACAUGACAGUCAUGGAGGAUGCGGUAGAUGUAAGAGAGGAGUUGAUGAUCAGUUCAUCGUUUGACUCUUUGGAGGUUCUCCUGGACUCUUUUGGACCUGUCAGAGACUGCACCAAAGACAACGGUGGCUGCAGUCGCAAUUUCCGCUGUAUAUCAGACCGCAAGCUUGAUUCCACUGGAUGUGUGUGCCCCCCAGGACUCAGUCCUAUGAAGGAUGGCACCGGGUGCUAUGACCACCACAUCGGCAUCGACUGCUCUGACGGUUUCAAUGGAGGAUGUGAGCAGCUGUGUCUCCAGCAGCUGGCCCCUCUAGAGGAUGACCCGACACUCUACAACAUCCAGAUGUUCUGUGGGUGCAUCGAAGACUACAAACGCGGUCCAGAUGGGAGGUCGUGCCUGCCACUGUCUGAGGCUUGCACUGAGGGAAUAGACUGUGGAGAGGUGCUUGAUAUCCCUGCCAACCAGACGGUGUUUGGGGACCUUUUCUACGGAUACAACAACCACACCAAAGAGAGCACCUCUGGACAGAUCCUCAAGGCCACAUUCAGGCAGAAGAACUUUGCCCGAGGCAUCGAACAGCAGCUCCCAGAUGGCAUGGUGGUGGCAUCGGUGCCAACGCAGGCUCAAUGCCACGAGGAGCUGUCAGACCCUGUGCCCGACCCAGAAUACCUCACAGGUAUGGUGAACUACAGCGAGGUGUCUGGUUAUCCGCUCGUUCAGCACUGGAAUCUUCGCUCUGUGCUCUAUCACGUCAAACUCAAUCAAUGGGUCCUCUCUCAAGCCUUCAGCUCCGCAAUUCAUUCUCUGGAUGGAGCCACACAGCGGAGCGACUUUGUCUCCAUCCUCAGGGAGUUUGGGAACCACUACGUGCAGGAGGCAGUGUAUGGCUUCCAGGAGUCCUGUACCAUCUGGUACCCCAACAAACAGGUACAGAGGCAGCUGUGGUUGGAGUACCAGGACAUAAGCAAAGGUAACUCACCUUCAGAGGAGUCCGAGGAGCGCGACAAGGAGCCCCGGACGCUGACCUACCCUGCGUACAUUGCCAGUCUGCUGGACAGUGGAGCAAAGCGCAUGGCAGCCGGAGUCCGCAUGGACUGCAGCAGCCAAGGCCAGUGCCCACGCUCCUGCCACCUCUGCCACAUGAGCCCAAGGGCAGCACAAGGGCGGCAGCAGUCUGAGCCGGUCCUGCUGCAGAUUACCAAGGCUACACCUAUUUAUGAGCUGGUAUCCAACAAUGAAACCUACCAGGCUCUUCAGGAGGCAAUGAUGAGCAUGCUGUGGUGCUCAGGAAAAGGCGAUGUUAUCGAUGACUGGUGUCGAUGUGAUUCCAGCGCUUUUGGCACAGACGGACUGCCCACCUGCGCCCCACUUCCUCAGCCCAUGCUUAAACUGUCUUACGCCUACGAACCCAGCAGCUCAUUGGUCAUCAUGGAGUGGAACCACACGGAGCCCCCAAUCGGUGUGAGGAUUGUUGAUUACCUCAUCAGCCAGGAGAAGGUGACAGAGAGAACCGACCACUCUAAAGUUGAGACAGAAACCCUUUUAAGCUUUGUGGAUGACAUCUUGUCUGGAGCCAGGUCUCCAUGUGUGAUGUUAGGUGACAUCCCUGACCUACUGUCCUCUUCCAUCAGUAUGAUUAUUCGCUGCCUGGAGCCCGACACCACAUACAUGUUCCGGCUAUGGGCAGUAGACAACACGGGGCGCCGUUCGACUCCAAGUGAAGUCACCAUCAAAACUCCAUGUCCAACUGUGGAUGAUGUCAAAGCACAAGAAAUUGCAGAUAAGAUAUAUAACCUGUUUAACGGCUACACCAGUGGGAAGGAGCAGCAGACAGCUUACAACACUCUGAUGGACCUGGGCGCUCCUACACUGCACCGUGUGCUUUACCACUACAACCAGCGCUACGAGAGCUUUGGCGAAUUCACCUGGAGGUGUGAGGACGAGUUGGGACCCAGGAAGGCUGGCCUCAUCCUCUCGCAGCUCGAUGAGCUCUCCCCAUGGUGUAAGGGUCUCCUUCAGGAGCCAAAGAUUGGUCUUCGCAGGAUGUCCCUCAAGUUCCUGUCCUGCCGUUACACAGACACCAAGGUCUUUGGGCUUAACUGGUCAGACAUGGGCCAGGAUGUACAAAAGGCAUGUGAUGAGCAGACGCUCACUGUCAUGUAUAACGACUACGGCGAGCCCAGGGAGCUCUGAAGGUUUCAGAUUUGAUUUAAACGACAAGUUUACUAUUGCAAAUUGCAGUAUUUGUAUUUGUUGUCUCAAAUGCUCCACAUUAUUUGAAAAAGCCAUUAACUUUUUUAACUUAAAUGGCUCCUGAACUAAACAUAUUUAAUGUAUUACGGUAUCCAGUGGUCUCUAAAGUCAGCUCUAAAGAUCAGCUAAGAAAAAGGUCCUAAAUUAAUCCACUUUUCUUUACUGUUCUUUGUUAGACCUUAAAGACUGUUCCUCCCUUUGAGUUAGUAAACAUAAUGCAGUCGUUGCUGCUUUCUUCUUGAAGUUGAUCAAUUCUCACUGGUCAUUCUUCACUGCAUAUAAGACUAUGUUGUAAUAAGUGUUUUCUUUACUAUACAUUGUGAUCUUAUGGCCUGAAGCAUCAUUUUACGUGAAGUGGAUAAUUUAGCAUCAACACAAGCUUUAUAUUCAAAUCAAGGCCGGUGUGCAUAGUCGGCAUUCAUCAUGAAAUAUUGUGAAGGAGGAAUGUAUGGACCAACAAAAAAAGAAGGCAUCAAAAUCCACACAACUCCAGCUCUCAGAUCCAACUAACCCCAGGGUUAUCCAGAUUGAAUCAUUUGAGUGUAGGACGGCAGGCGAUGAUGGUGUAAAUGAUACUUACUUUUGUUUUGUUUGGUCAUGGCUCAUAGAUUUGGAAUUAAAAAAGACGAUUUGUUUUUUUCGGGCAGCACGGU